UUUACUGCAUGUAUGUAUUGUUCAGUAUGUACUUAGCGAGACUUUAAUCAUGUCUGUAGAUGAUAAAUUUGUGAUAUAUGGACCAGACUAUGGUGGUCCUUUACCGAAAAAUACUUUGGGACAAGAAAUUCUUGAGAGUCUACUAUCGACAAAUGGUAAUGAUAUCGCUAUGGAAGAUGCGUUUACUGGAAGGAAAUUGUCUUACAAAACCUUAUUGCAAGAAGUGUGCAACUUAGCGGAAGCUCUUCGUAAUUACGGGUGCUUACCUGGCACUGUAAUAUCAGUAAGCAGUGAAAAUAACCUAGAGUUUUUCAUUCCCGUUUUAGCAUCGCUUCUUAUAGGCUGUAUAGUUGCCCCUAUCAAUCACAGUUAUACUGAGACAGAACUGAACCAUACCUUAAACAUCAGUAAGCCGAAAGUAGUAUUCUGUUCAUCAGAAGUUGUGGAUAAAUUUGUUAAACUGAAACUCGAGUUGGGAUUUAUAGAUAAAAUAAUUAUUAUCGACUCAAAUUUAACAGUGUCUGGAAAUCCCCAAACUGAAACUUUGAAAGAAUAUGUAUUUAAUAGUCUUAAGGGCAGAACGGUUCUGCCGUACAACUUUCGACCGUUUGUUGAUGAUACAGAGAAUCUUGGUGCAUUUAUAUUAUGUUCCUCUGGUACUACAGGGUUGCCAAAGGGAGUGUUGUUAUCACAUCUCAAUAUAAUGGUUAGGAUAGCACAUUCUAGGAUAUCUGAUUAUUACUUUAUGAAGAAAGCAGACCUGGGACUUAUGCCAUUUUUCCACGGUUUUGGAUUAAAUGUUACUUUAGGGGCACUAUUAAAUAAAGAUAAAGUUAUAGUUAUGAAAAGAUUUGAUGAAGACAUAUUUUUAAAAUCUAUACAAGACUAUAAAAUAGGCACUUUGUCCCUUGCUCCGCCUCUAGCAGUUUUCUUGGAGAAGAGUCCGAAAGUUUUAAAAUACGAUUUAUCCUGCAUUGAGGAUAUUAUAUGUGGAGCAGCGCCGCUUAGCAAGCACACGGAGAAUGCAAUAAGAAAAAGACUGAUCAAUCUAAAGACGCUUAGACAAGGCUAUGGUUUAUCCGAAGCCACAUUGACUAUCACAAUGAUAGAAAAGGGAAAACAAAGAGAAGGUUCGUCUGGAAAAGUCAUGAAUCAUAUGGCAAUGAAAAUACAAGAUCCAGUGUCGGGGAAAUCCUUAGGUCCUAAUCAGGUCGGAGAGAUAUGUAUUAAAGGUCCUUUGGUGAUGAUAGGAUACUACAACAACGAAAAAGCUACAACAGAGACGUUCACCUCUGAUGGUUGGCUUAAAACAGGCGAUCUGGCAUAUUAUGAUGACGAGAAAUACUUUUAUAUAGUGGAUAGACUUAAAGAACUUAUUAAAUAUAAAGGAUAUCAGGUGGCUCCAGCCGAAUUAGAAGCCAUAUUACUGAAACACCCAAAAGUUCGAGAUGUAGGUGUAGUUGGUCUUCCAGAUGAACUAUCAGGGGAACUGCCUUUGGCAUUUGUAGUUUUGCAUGAUGGAGUUAGUGCGACUGAAAAAGAAUUGCAGUUGUAUGUUGCCAGUCUAUUGUCGCCUCAAAAGCAUCUAAGAGGAGGAGUAAUUUUCAUUUCAGAGAUACCAAAAAAUCCAAGCGGAAAAAUAUUAAGAAGAAUUUUGAGAGAAAAAGCAAAACAUUGUAAACCUCGAUUAGAAACAAAACUUUAGUUUCUAGAAUUAUUAUAACAAGUGUUUUUAAAAUAUGGUGUCAACCUGAAACAAGGAGAUAGGUAUUUUAAAAUAAUAGGUCCGAAAGUGCUUAGUAAACAUAUUACAGAAUAAUAAACGCGUACUACCAAAAACACAUUUUUUUAAAUAAAACCUUUAAAUAAAACCAAGGCGAUUGUUCAGAUAAUAAUAAAAUUUGGCUAGGGCGAAUAACAAAAAAAAUACACCCAUGAGAUUAUUUCAAUGGAUAUUCUAAAACUCUAUACCAAAUCCAAUCUUCCAUUUUGGAGUUAUUUAAUAAGAAACAUGUUUUUGGCAGAGUUCAUUUAUGAUCCUGUAACUUUUUUAGUAAAUAUUUUCGGAUCCAUCUUCAUACAAAACAUUUUGCUUAACAUUUCCCUUCUUUUGACUCCUGCUUCAAUUUCCCACAAUAUUUUAGGAACACCGUAUAUAUUAUUAAUUGGUUAUAUAUUUAAUUACAUUGUUUAAAUAUAUUAUUUAAAUAUAAUAAAUUACAUGAUUAA
Molecule: messenger RNA, 2229 nt
Organism: Anoplophora glabripennis (Asian longhorned beetle)
Lineage: Eukaryota; Metazoa; Arthropoda; Insecta; Coleoptera; Cerambycidae
Product: 4-coumarate--CoA ligase 1-like
Exons: 6
Coding region: 50-1705 (551 amino acids)
Biological process (GO): fatty-acyl-CoA biosynthetic process; long-chain fatty acid metabolic process
Molecular function (GO): long-chain fatty acid-CoA ligase activity
Source: RefSeq, a predicted model, not a curated record